Messenger RNA from Bursaphelenchus okinawaensis, 1049 nucleotides. Lineage: Eukaryota; Metazoa; Nematoda; Chromadorea; Rhabditida; Aphelenchoididae. The record is from the annotation of a GenBank genome assembly.
AUGCUUCGACCAUUCGGCUUCUUCUCGUCCCAAAAAGGAGAACAAAAUGAGUCUUCUGAAGGUCCAUCAGCUUCAAUUCCUAAUCCUCAACUCUUCAAAGAUCUCAGUUUUCUCGAACGAUUGUCGAAGCCUAUCUUAUCAGCCGAAGAGUAUAUGAAUGCUUGUUCUGUAAUUGUCAGAGGAAUUCCUGAAUAUGGUCCAAACUCGAAAGAAGCGAUGAGCCUUCUGAAUGCUGCUAUUGGCAAUAUGACUACGAUGGUCAACAACAAAUUUGAUUUUACGUUCCAAUGCUGGCGAAUGGGAGAGUUUAAGGAGGAUCGGUAAGCAAUGGCAUUAUUUAUAUUAAUUUUUUCAAUUUUUUUUAAUUUUAGUUUUAAAAUGAAAAUUUUUACUAUUGGUUUGGGUAAAGUACGCUCGCGUGGGGUAGGGCAGAAUAGGGCAAGGUAGGAUAGGGUCAAAGAGAGUACGGUAGGAUAGAGUGCUGUAAGGUAUGUUAAGCUAGAGUAGAGUUAGUUUGGGUAGGGCAAUAUAUUAUAAUUUACAGUAAGGUGCGGUAAAUAAAUUUAAUUUUUAAGGGGUGGAUAAUUUUUUUAUGUUUUUUAAAAAAUUCGUAAAUUAAUCUUUUAUUACCUUAUCAUUCUAGAAAAAGAUACGUAAUUGUCCGAUUUGCCACGCCUUUCCAACGAAACGUCUUCCAUCAAUUCUACGUUCAACAAAAGUUUUGGAUCCGCUCGAAAAUCUCAGUUUACCCAUUAGAACCAGCCGUUCAGUUCGAAGACAUUAAGAAGGCCAAGAAUCUGGCACGAUACCUCAGAAGCCGAGGUCAUUCAGUAGUGUUCUACAAUCAAAAAAUCUGCAAAACUCGACUGGUCGGCAAACCUGAGCCUAUGCCAGUCGGUGAUAUUAAGAAGAUUUUGAGAGAAAAUGGAGUCGUGUUUGACGAUGACUUGAAGCUACAGGUGUCGCCGAAGAGUGAGGAUUCUAGCUCAUUGUACUCGAUUGAGCAUGUUAAGAUUGGCAGUGAGGAGAGCUCAAGCUCGGAUGAUUAG